Molecule: messenger RNA, 988 nt
Organism: Triticum dicoccoides
Lineage: Eukaryota; Viridiplantae; Streptophyta; Magnoliopsida; Poales; Poaceae
Product: OVARIAN TUMOR DOMAIN-containing deubiquitinating enzyme 1-like
Exons: 8
Coding region: 118-555 (145 amino acids)
Biological process (GO): protein K48-linked deubiquitination
Cellular component (GO): nucleus
Molecular function (GO): ubiquitin binding; cysteine-type deubiquitinase activity
Source: RefSeq, a predicted model, not a curated record
ACCUCACUUGCGACAUUGCUUUCAAUGCGGUUAUGCCUCUAAGUCGUGCUUCGACAUGUGGGAGAUAUAGCCGCAUCGAGGGCGUUACACUUAACCUCUCUGCACCUUCAGUUUUCUAUGGUUUUGCAGGCAUCACAAAAUGGCUGCAAAAAAAUUCUUCAAAAGGAACCUUUAUCAUCUCUACCGCAUGAGUUUGAAAAUGAAAUUAUGAAAGAUAAGGCAAAAAAGCUUUCGGCUAAUUACUCUGAAUAUCGGAAAGUACCUGGAGACGGGAGUUGCUUUUACAAAUCAUUCAUAUACUCAUACCUGGUGCAGCUUGUGAAAGUAUCUCACGAGGAGGAGCUACGUUUACUUGGUGCACUUGAACCUAUGUGGGAGAAAUUCCAAAGGCUUCAUUUGCCUGGUUCAUAUUCAGAUCUUCAUGAUGCUUUUGUGGGCUUCAUACUGGAAUGUAUGGAACAAAAACAAAAACUGUCAGUAAGUGGCUAUCAAGAGUGGCUUUUCCAGGAGAGUCAAAAUGAGCAGAAGUUUGCGAACAUACUUUUGUAUCUUUGACUUGUGACAGCUAUUGAGAUAUGCACUAAGGUUGAAACUUUUAAGUCAUACAUAACCGAACUUGGUCAAGGAAUGCCUGAUGCAAUAGGGUACUGCCUGGAGGAGGUUCUCCCAGUGAAGAAAGAUGCACAACAAGUGAAUCUUACUGCGCUCACCAAUGUCCUACAGGUGCCACUCCGAGUUGUUAACAUUGACGUUUCACCGAUUGAGGAGCCUAACAUCCACAUCAUCUACGAGUCACCAGAUUCCUCGGUUCCUACUGUGACACUACUGUAUAGACCAGGGCAUUAUGAUAUCAUCUACUAGAAGCCAUAGCUGUAGACUGUAGUAACAGAUAUCAUAUGACAUGUCACGGGAGAGUUGCUGGCCGCGUUGCGAUAUACUGUACUCUUGUUGUGUACAUCAGCUGCACAUAUGCACUAUUACUGUUUUC